Messenger RNA from Bursaphelenchus okinawaensis, 841 nucleotides. Lineage: Eukaryota; Metazoa; Nematoda; Chromadorea; Rhabditida; Aphelenchoididae. The record is from the annotation of a GenBank genome assembly.
AUGACAGAAGCAGGUAAUCGACUGAAACUUGUCGAUAUUGGUGAUAGCAAUCUGGCUGUAAGCAUUUGUUUCCUUUAUAUUUGGUUGUUCAGUUAAUUCUGGACCUUAUAACUCUAAAAAUGUGUUUUGAGAAGGGUGCAGAGUUAUUUGAACGACCUAUUAUAAUAUAAGUUGAUGUAGUUAUACAGAGAAUAUUUCUCUUCGAAUAAUGUGAAUUUUCAGUCUUUUCUUCAAAUCUAUGAAUUACUGGCAUUCCAACAAGAUAAAAAGAGGUUACUGAAGAGGAUAGGGCAGUUUGUGUACAGUAAAAUUGCCUUCGUCAAGGAUAAACCGGCUGGUAUCAUCUACGUUGAUGAUGUUCAAGAAAAGCAUGGUAACUUACCUGAAAACUCGGUUUAUUUGGAGUUUGUUGGCGUCAAAGUCAUGAAUAGAUCGUGAGUUGUUUAGUUUGUUUUUGGGAAUCUGUGACGUAUUUUACCUUUUUUAUAUCAGUUUAGGCUAUGUUAAUAUUUUUGAUGGUAAAACACAAGUUAAGAACCAGAAAUUUGAUAAACUUACUAUCUUAAAACAAAAAUUGUUUUAGGGAAGGAAUAGCUACAUCAAUGAUGAAAGACUGCCUCGAAUAUCUUGAAUCUUUGAAGAAAUACGACUAUAUUGUUUUACAUGUUCAGGUAUGUCAACCAAAAAAUUACAAAUAAUAAGUUAUAUUAUUUAGAAAAACAACGAAGAUGCUAUCAAUUUGUACAAAAAGUUCAAUUUCGAAGUGUUGGACACAAUACCAAGGUAUUACCCACGAUUUGCCUGUGAAGACGCUUAUUUGAUGACACGGAAGCUACAAUAA